This is a messenger RNA of Paramecium tetraurelia, 2145 nucleotides long. RefSeq lists its product as uncharacterized. The record is from RefSeq and is a predicted model, not a curated record. NCBI's taxonomy places the organism in Eukaryota, Ciliophora, Oligohymenophorea, Peniculida, Parameciidae. The transcript is spliced from 5 exons.
AUGAAAUAAUUUAGAAUAUAUUUCUUAAUAAUCAUUGCUCUAAUCAAUCCUUCCUUCUCCAUCUACUAGACCCUAUUACUUUCCAUAAACAUUUGCUUAAUGCUGGUCAAUCAAUACUUAAGUUAUCACAAAUAUUUUAACAUUCAAAAAUUGGACAAUGUGAUGAUUUACUUAAAAUGGAUAGCCAUGUACGCUUAACUAUCUCAGAGUUGUUCACAACAGCAGAUAUGUGCUCAACUUAUACUGCUCACUGAACUUGAUUUGUUUAUCAAGACAAUAAUUGUGAUUGGAUCUUCAAUUAAUUCGGUCUUACAACCAAAUAUUUUUGAGUUUUACUUGACUAUUCCCUACAUGAUAUUGAUCUUAGGUGUGAUGCUAUAUGAUUAUUGGAAUAAUAAUUAAGAAAAACAAAAUAGUAACAUUCAACUCUAAUAAACUAAGUUUAUCAAUCUUAAAUAGUAGUCAAAUUAAUUUGAUAGAUAGUCUUCUUAAUUAUAGAUCCAAGAAAAUGCACUCAAGUCUCCUGAUUUAGAAUGUUAAGAUCAAUAAAAUAGUCCAAUGGUUCUAGACAUGCAAUGCAAUGAAGAAGAAGAUGUCCUAGCACACAUGGCAUGGAUUCACAAUUAAUCUAUUUUAGUCUAUAAUCAAAAUUUCGAGAUUACCUACUAAAACUUUUACUUGGGAAAACUUAAUAAUCUCCAAAGUAAAGGGGUGAAUCACGAUUACGAGCAAGUCUUUCUAGAAUCUGUGAUAGAAAUCGGAAGUAGGGAAGUAAAUGAUUUAUUUGGGAAUUCAGAAUUAGACUUAGACUAAGAAGAUUCCUUGAUUUUAGACAGCACUGUACAUAGUCGAUAUAAGAUAAAGGGUGGAUUACACAAAAUAAGACAGAUGAUAGCUGCUUUAUUUAGCAAUUACUAAAAAUGGAAAUUCUUUACUUUUACUCUCUUCAAAAUAAAAAGCAACGAACUUGAUUUCAGGAAUAUUCAGAUUAAGGUGUUGGUUACUGAAGUGAAAUCAAAGCUAUAUACACUCUUCAUGUUUGAGGCAAUGCAAAAGGUGUCUUCAAAAAGAGUGUUAGAUGAACCACUUCAAUUUUAAAAUGUUUUCUAAACCUUUCUUUCUGAAUCCAACAAUUACAUCAAUGUUAUACAUUUGUUGCUUCUUCUUUGUUCACAUGAACAUGAAAAGAAUGCAGGUAAAAUUUCAAAAGAAUACUUAAAACAAAUGAGAAUGAGCACUUAAAAAUUUAUGAUUUUUCUUGGAACCAUGAAAGAUCUAACUCUUUAACUUACAAACCAAUUGAUUUUCAGAAAUUCAACAUUCAAACUUGCUGAUAUCCUGGAUGAACUCUAACUCAUUUACGAAGAUUGCUUAAAAAUUAAGGAAAUUUCAAUCGUUCCAAUUAUCGAUACCGAUAUGAUUGUGUUCAAUGAUUCAGAUCGUACAAAAUAAAUUCUGAAAUGCCUUUUCGAAAUAGCUAUUAAAUACACUGUCACUUCCAAAAUUAGAAUAGAUAUUCAUCAAGUAUCACCAAACAAUUAUCAAUUUUAAAUAAAAGACAUCCCCUUUAAGGAAGAAAGUCAAAAGUCAUAAUAUCAAGCAGUUCUAAGAAACACAGCCUCGUUAAUGAAAACCAACUGCAAGGAUUUCGACAUGAGUAAUCUAUUGGAAUUGCAAGUUUCUGCGAUUCUAGCCUUUUUACUUUCUGGAUCUCUUCGUAAACCUUUAGAAUUGAGCUUGGAUAGUCACUUCUAAGGCACUUUCACAUUUACUGUUGAAUCCCUUCCAAUCAACACUAAACAUGGUUAUCUUGCUUAACAAAUCAAACCUAAACGUGCAUUUGAAACAUCACUCUCCAUGCUAUUGGCCUAAGCUUAAGACAGUUCUCAUUACAAGAAUGAGGAAUCUAAAUACAUGUCUUUCACUUAGAUUUCAAAGCAGUACUCACUAAAACCAGAUGUCCCAUUUGAUUUAUAAAGUGCUCAUUUCUCACAAAUAUCCAAAAUCAAAUAGGAGUCUCCUCAAAUCAAACCCCUUUAGGCUCAUAAGCCUCAAAGCAAAUUCAGGUGGAACUUACAAAAUAUAGGAUUCCCUGUUUCCAAAAAGUUUGAACACCAACAACCCAUCAAAAGUAAUCAAGAGUGA